Molecule: messenger RNA, 1435 nt
Organism: Oryza brachyantha (malo sina)
Lineage: Eukaryota; Viridiplantae; Streptophyta; Magnoliopsida; Poales; Poaceae
Product: protein PHOSPHATE-INDUCED 1 homolog
Exons: 1
Coding region: 224-1198 (324 amino acids)
Source: RefSeq, a predicted model, not a curated record
UUUGGAGAGUUUGGAUCGUAGCUGCAGCUUCUCCAAGGACAGAAGAAGAAAAAAAAGUUGAAAUGAAUUCGUUUUACACAUGCAUAUCCAGAUGAUUCUCAUUUUGAUGCCGUUCAGCUCGGCUAUAUAAGCAGCUCCCAGCUUUGGCUUUGCUUCUCAAACUGCCACGAACACAUCCACUCUUUUGAUCUUCUCCCAGAUUGUGAGCUCUCUUCUUGGCAAGAUGGUGAAGAAGCAGAGCUUCCUGCUGCUAAUGGUGCUCGUCGCCGGCGUGGCUGUGUCGGCGAUGGCGGAGAGGAAGCUGAUGUCUUUAUACAAGCCCCAGCCGGACCAACUGAAGUAUCACAAUGGCGCCGUCCUGAGCGGUGACAUCCCCGUGUCGAUUCUUUGGUACGGCCGGUUCACGCCGGCGCAGAAGGCCGUCGUCACCGACUUCGUCCUCUCGCUGGCCGCCCCGCUUCAAGCGGCGCCGGCACCGUCGGUGUCGCAGUGGUGGGGCAGCAUCCACCGGCUGUACCUCUCCAAGGCGGUGGCCGUUGGCAAGAACGGGGGAGCUCAUGGCGGCGGCGGUGCCUCCAAGAACGCGCGGGUGGUCCUGUCCGGGCAGGUCUCCGACGAGGGGUGCUCGCUGGGGAAGAGCCUGAAGCUGUCCCAGCUCCCGGCGCUAGCGGCGAAGGCGAGGCCGGCGAAGGGCGGCGUCGCGCUGGUGCUGACGGCGCAGGACGUGGCGGUGGAGGGGUUCUGCAUGAGCCGGUGCGGGACGCACGGGCCCGUGGCUCACGGCGCCGCCGCCGGCGCCGCGUACGCGUGGGUGGGCAACUCGGAGACGCAGUGCCCGGGCCAGUGCGCGUGGCCGUUCCACCAGCCGGUGUACGGGCCCCAGGCGCCGCCGCUGGUGCCGCCGAGCGGCGACGUGGGCAUGGACGGGAUGGUGAUCAACGUCGCCAGCAUGGUGGCCGGCGCGGUGACCAACCCGUUCGGCGACGGGUUCUACCAGGGGGAGCGCGGCGCGGCCCUGGAGGCCGCGACGGCGUGCACGGGCGUGUACGGCAAGGGCGCGUACCCAGGCUACGCCGGCGAGCUGCUCGUCGACAGGGCGACCGGCGCCAGCUACAACGCCCACGGCGCGCGCGGCCGGAAGUAUCUCCUCCCCGCGCUCUUCGACCCCGACACGUCCGCCUGCUCCACGCUCGUGUAGCACCACCGAACCGGUCCACGUGUCGUGUCUUGUAUUGUGUAGUGUACUGUGUACAUGAUGCUGCAGUGCUGAUACUAUGCGAGUCUAUGUGUACAUAAUAAGUUCACGUCAACUCGGUUACGUUUGGCUGCCUGCUGGUUAGUAGUGACGCUGUUACGCUAAAUAAGAAGUUUAGAAUUUGUAAUUCAAGUGCAAAUGCUGUGUAAAUCUCUUUAAGGUAUUCUAAGUUUUUCUUUU